Messenger RNA from Linnemannia hyalina, 2070 nucleotides. NCBI's taxonomy places the organism in Eukaryota, Fungi, Mortierellomycota, Mortierellomycetes, Mortierellales, Mortierellaceae. The record is from the annotation of a GenBank genome assembly.
AUGACACUGCUACAGUUUCAUCCUUGGGCCUCGGCAGUCGAGGCACCCUUCUGGCAGGUCCUCACUCAGCGCAAGAUGGACAUCUUCAAACUCGACGACUCCCCCAAACCUAUCCUCGGCUACUACUCCACAGGUCAGCAGGUCCGUGUCCCCGGCAAGGACACCUCCGUCGCUCUCCCCGCUCGACUCUGUCUCGGAACUGGGGCCUUCCCAGAUGAAAAUGGCUCUGACCAACACCCCCUGAACAAGACGCCAGCGUUUACAUUCCCCGCACCAGGUGUCGUAAAGAACACGAACACGGUUGAAGAUUUCAAAGCUAUUGACAGGCCCGCACUUUUCAAGAUGGUCGUCGACCAGAUUUGGGAUGAUAUUACAUCAGGAAAGGCGGUCCUGGAUCCAUCAACACUCAACCGCUUUCUCUUAGUCACCUUUGCCGACUUGAAAAAGUUCAAGUUCUUUUACUGGUUCGCCUUCCCUGCUCUCCAGGCAGACCCAGCAUGGUCCAUAGAAGCUAUCCAGGGGAUUGGCGCAGUUUGGUCACCACCCGCCAUCAACCAGCUUCGAGAGCAGGUCGAUCAAUACAAAAUGAAUUUUGGACCCGGUCAGUCAGGAUUCUUCCUUGUCAAGGAGGGUCAGGAAGGUUUUUCGGUGGCGCGCCUCCAGGACUGGGACGAAUUCUAUGCAGGCUAUGACGAGAGCCAGGUGAUUGUCGGAUUUGCGGAUCCUUCGUCGUUGGACAGUAACCCUGGGUGGCCAUUGCGCAACCUGUUGGCAUUGCUGCAAUACCGUUGGAAGGUGACCAAGGUCCGCGUGUUAUGUUUCCGUGAGGUUCUCGGCAAGCAAGAUAUCAGUGCCAGCAAAGUCUUUACCGCGCAGCUUCCGUCCUACGUUCCUGUGACAGUGUGUCCAAAGGCGGUGGGAUGGGAGAAGAACGCUCAGGGAAAACUUGGGCCUCGUCUCGCUGACCUGGCCCCCUUGAUGGACCCAGCGCGCUUGGCUGACACUGCAGUGGAUUUAAACUUGAAGCUGAUGCGCUGGAGACUGUUACCGGAUUUGCAGUUGGAGAAGGUGCAGAAUACUCGCUGCUUAUUGUUGGGAGCAGGAACAUUAGGAUGUUAUGUGGCGCGAUCCUUGUUGGGUUGGGGUGUCCGCAACAUCACGUUCGUCGACAAUGCCAAAGUCUCGUUCUCGAACCCUGUCCGCCAACCAUUAUUUGAAUUCGAGGACUGUCUCGAGGGUGGCAAAGCCAAAGCUGAGACUGCAGCCGCCAGUCUUCGCAAAGUUUACCCCGGCGUGAAUGCGAAUGGAUAUUCAAUGUCGAUUCCUAUGCCAGGUCACCCCAUCAGUCCACAAUUGGUAGAGAACGCACAGAAGGAUAUUGCCAGGUUGGAGGAGUUGUUUGAGCAGCACGACGCCAUCUUCUUGCUUAUGGACAGUCGCGAGAGUCGCUGGCUUCCUACUGUGCUCGGUGCCAGGAUGAAAAAGGUUGUAAUUAAUGCAGCUCUCGGAUUCGACACAUUCCUGGUCAUGAGACACGGAGUUGGUCAGGACCAGGAGCACCAUGCACCCAACGGAACCACGCCAUUGGGAUGCUACUUCUGUAACGACAUUGUUGCCCCCACCGACUCUCUUUCCGACCGAACUUUGGAUCAGCAGUGCACGGUGACGAGACCUGGUUUGUCAGCUAUUGCAAGUGCCAUGGCCGUGGAGAUGAUGGUGUCGCUCCUUCACCACCCUGAGGGCGUCCGCGCCCCGGCUGACAAGGCUGACGCAGAGGCUGAACAGGAUACUUUUGCGCAGCAAGGUUCCGCGUUGGGACUCUUGCCUCACCAGAUCCGUGGAUUCUUGUCUCGCUUCAAGAACAUGUUGAUCUCUGGUCAAGCCUACGAUCGAUGCACCGCCUGUUCGGAUCCUAUCCUUGCUGCGUAUGAGGAGGAGGGGUUCGGGUUCUUGUUCAAGGUCUUCCAGGAUGCAACGCACCUUGAGAAUGUCACUGGGCUAACCAAAAUGAAGGAAGAGAGUGAAGACCUUGACAUGGAGUGGGCCGACGACUCUGAAGACGAUAUAUAG